GGAAGUUUGUGUAACUUGUAAAGAAAAUCCUAGUUUAUUUAAUUUAUUCUCAUAUUGCAAUAUUCCACUAGGCAUCAAUCAAAAAAAUGAAGUUGAUAAUUCUGAUUUCAUUCAUUUUGUGUUUCUUAAAGUGCCAUUCCGUGAAUGUGUACUCUCAGCUGGACCAUGAGAGUCAAGAAGUCACUAGGAGGCUACACAGGAUCAUGGUCAACCCAGGAAUAUCCACAAAGAGUAAACGGUACCUUGAAUCUGCACUGGAGAACUUAAAUAAUGGUGUAGAGCAGGCAUUAGGAUGGAGUGUGGCCCACCCAACUGAUCAUCCAAACAGGGCAAGGGGCCGACGGAGCAUCAAAGGUCAACUGCAUGCUACUGAAUGCUGUUGCAAGGUGAAUGUUCCACCCAAGCGUACUAUCAAACGGUACACUGUCACAAAGAUGUAUGUUGCACACAGAUAUACUAAGCUAUAUACAGACUGUGGUCUGUUCUUGUUGUGGACUUGUACUAAAUGGAGGGUUCGAUAUUAUCAAAAACCCUAUACAGUAACAAAAUCGUAUUCAGUCUACACUCCACAACCAUGUCCCUCAAAUAAAGAAGUCUGUUGCCGUGGGUAUCUCUCUUACAAAAAAUGCUGUACACAUGUCAAGGAAAUGAAAAGACUGUUGGAUUUGUUUGACAACCAGCGUGCGCAGUUUGAGAACAACAUUAAGAGGUUCCUUGUGUCCCAUGGCAACAACCCUCAUGGCCAAUGCCCAAAAUCAUGUGGACCUGAGUAAACUUAAACAUAUAUGCACCUACAAGGCCCCUAUAAAUUAAUUGUCUGUUUAUGUUACCAUAAAACCUCAGAUGUCAAACAUUUAUUCUUACAUUUUCAAAAACAUAAGGGGUUUUCCUUAUAAUAUUAAAUCUUUGGAGCAAUUAAAUAUUAAAUGCUGUCAUAUUUUGGAAACUAAUUCCUGUAAACAGGCAAUGUAACAUAUAGGGGCAUACCAGGCUUUUUUGCAAUGUACAUCAGAGGUACAGGUAUAAUCCCGACUGAGUUACCUGAUCAUAUUAUUAUGGUUAUUGUAAGAGCAGAACUUAUCAUUGGUGAAGGUUUUGAGAAGGAGCAUGAAUUAGGAAAGAGAAAAUGGAAACCUGAUGAACUUUCCCUAUUGCUGCAUCUUACAAGAAUCAUACAUCUUGGCAGGUUACUCAUGCUUUCAACAUGGACAUGAUGGCUUUAAAUUUGUGCUUUCAAAUACCCAACUUACAGAGGACAGUCAUAAAACUUCCAAGCUCAGAGGAAAAAAUAGAAUACAUGUAUAUAAGAAGAAUCAUUGAUAAACUUACCAAAUCCUUUCAUAGCAUUACGUAUUAUCUCAGCAUCGCCUUCAGCGUUAAAGUCAGGCCAAGCUUUCACAGUACCCUCUUGCUGGAAGUAAGCAUGAAAUGAUAUUUUAAUAAAUCAAACAAUAUGAAAACAAA
Messenger RNA from Owenia fusiformis, 1464 nucleotides. Lineage: Eukaryota; Metazoa; Annelida; Polychaeta; Sabellida; Oweniidae. The record is from the annotation of a GenBank genome assembly.